Molecule: messenger RNA, 6991 nt
Organism: Cryptotermes secundus
Lineage: Eukaryota; Metazoa; Arthropoda; Insecta; Blattodea; Kalotermitidae
Product: 3'-5' RNA helicase YTHDC2
Exons: 26
Coding region: 225-4571 (1448 amino acids)
Cellular component (GO): intracellular anatomical structure
Molecular function (GO): protein binding; ATP binding; RNA binding
Source: RefSeq, a predicted model, not a curated record
UCCUGCCAUUAUCGUAACUAUUUGCCCUUUUAUGUUAAGUGCUUUAUUUCUGGUUGUUGAAUUUUCCCAAAAGGUUGGCCAGUGUGACAGUAUGGAGUGGAAGGAAGAGAAGUAAACCAGUUUUGAAGUAUCUAGUGUCAUGAGUGGUGUGACUGCCUCCAUGGCAAAGUGUGCAAAGCUUAGUUUGGAAAUAUUAUACUCGUGUUUGGGUAUAACAACUAAACAUGCCAAAGAAAAAACAGAACAAGAAACCCGAAGGAGGAAUUGGAGAAGAAGUUCGUAUUGCUGUCAAUCUAUGGUUACAGAAAUUUUUACGUACAGAAGAAAGUAAAGAAUUUGAAUUUCCCUCUUCCCUGACUUCUGAUGAACGUGCUUACAUCCACCUGCUGGCUAAAAAUUUGGGUCUGUGUUCAAAGAGCAGAGGCAAGGGAGCAAAUAGGUAUGUAACAGUAUACAAGCGAGAGGGCUCAAGUAUUGUACAAGCAGACGCAGUGUUCCAGCUUGCGCGGUCAUCUCGGCAGCAUAUGUAUGCAUUGCUACUCAAAUUUCCACUCACAAAUAAAGAGCGACAAGAACUGUUGCCUCUUACUGAGAGAGACCGAAUGCUGAAUACUGAAGUGAAGGAUGUGAAUAAAGUCAUGGGUCCUUUGGGCAUUAGUGUUCCCCAUGUGCCACAUGGAGCAGUAAACCAGGAAUUGCUCCCAUUCAGACAAGCGUUACCCAUUUGGUCAGUGAGAGAAGAGAUUAUGAACUUAAUCAACAGCAACCAAGUUGUGGUUAUCAGCGGUGACACGGGAUCUGGAAAGACAACACAGGUCCCACAGUUUAUUCUCGAGCACUGUCAGAGUGCAGGCAAGGCUUGUCGUAUUAUUUGCACACAACCACAUCGCAUUUCGGCUGUUUCUGUAAGUGAACGAGUUGCUGCAGAACGGAAUGAAAAAAUUGGACACUCUGUUGGUUACCAAAUAAGACUAGAAUGCAGAGUAUCUCCGAAAACACUUCUGACUUACUGUACCGGUGGUGUUCUGCUUCGGACUUUGAUGGGAGGAGAUUCAGUUCUUGCUACUGUAACGCAUAUCCUGGUUGAUGAAGUUCAUGAAAGGAAUUGUUUCACAGACUUCCUUCUGAUUGCAUUACGAGAUUCUUUGGCCAAGUUUCGGUCAUUGCGCCUGAUCCUCAUGUCUGCCACGAUCGACACACUUACCUUCACCAGAUACUUCAACAACUGUCCUGUCAUAACAGUUCCUGGGCGACAGUAUGAUGUUCAGGAAUAUUUCUUGGAAGACAUAUUGAAAAGGACCAAAUACAUGAGCAAAAAAAUGCAGAAACUUAAGGCAGAGGCUGAGAGUAAGAAAGAACAACGAUUAAAGCUUGAGAAGUGGACCAAGUAUGUGAUUGAUGGUGUACAUCAGGAACAAGAUUGUAGAAGUGAACGUAGAUCCAUUCCAGUACCAAUCUUGGGUCAGCAGAAUGAGCACCCUUUACCUGAGAAAACAGAACUAGAAACAUGGCUUGUCGAGGAGAUGGAUCACUGUUUGUCCAAAGCGUGGUUGUCGGGCUCAGAAGAUACUUUCACACAGCUCUUACACCUCAUUCUCUCUGAAAAUGUUUCUGUUGAUUAUCAGCAUUCCCAGACAUCAGCAACUCCUCUAAUGGUGGCAGCAGGCAGAGGCUUCCUGAAUACAGUGGAGCAGCUGCUCAGUCUUGGUGCAAACCUUAAUAUUCGGGCAUCCAACGAAUGGACCGCACUGGACUGGGCUCGUGCCAUGAAGCAGAAUGAUAUUAUUGAGCUUAUAGAAGCAUACAUGAACACAGAAUUAAGUAAUUGCCCAGAAUUACUGCCAUCACAUGACGAUCCAGAGCUAGGGGAGGAUGAGAAGGAACUCCUGGACAUUUACCAUCACAGUUUCAAUGAUGAAAAUAUUGACAUGGAUCUCUUGAUGGCCCUCCUCUGUGACAUUCAUACUUCACAGGAUAAAGGUGCAAUUCUUGUAUUCUUGUCGGGAUAUGAUGACAUCAUGAACGUGAGGGAGAGGAUCACAGCUGAGGACAAGAAAUUGACAGAGGCUUCCAAGUACGCUCUCUACACUUUACACUCAAAUAUGCAGACUGGCGACCAGAAGCACGUUUUCCGUCCUCCGCCGCCAGGUGUCCGUAAGAUUAUCCUAUCUACAAACAUUGCUGAAACCAGUGUCACCAUAGAUGAUGUGGUGUUUGUUAUAGAUUUGGGCAAGGUAAAGGAGAAAUCGUACGAUGCCAUGUCAGGCAUUUGCAUGUUACGCCCAGUGUGGAUCUCCCAGGCAUGUUCUCAGCAGCGAAAGGGUCGAGCAGGUCGUACACGUCCAGGCAUUUGUUAUCACAUGUUCUCCAGAAUAAGAUACAAAGCUAUGCAGAAGUACCACACACCAGAGAUCCUUAGAAUGCCAUUACAGGAACUGUGCCUGCAUACAAAACUUCUGGCACCUGCAAACACGCCAAUCGCUGACUUCCUGGCACGAGCCAUUGAUCCGCCAUCAUCUCUUGUCACAAGGAAUGCGGUACAGCUGCUAAAGACGAUUGAUGCGUUGGAUUCGUGGGAGGACCUGACGGAACUUGGCCACCGUGUGCUGGAUCUGCCAGUUGAACCUCGACUUGGCAAGAUGCUAUUGUAUUCUGUGGUGCUGAAGUGCCUGGACCCAGUGCUUACAAUUGUCUGCUGCUUAGCAUACAGGGAUCCUUUCAUCUUGCCUGCACAACCAUCACAAAAGCGUGCUUGCUUCUUGAGCAGGAAGAAAUUAGCUGCCGGAACAUACAGUGACCAUAUGGCUUUGCUCCGAGCAUUCCAGGCCUGGCAGCGUGCACGUUCAGAUGGCUGGGAACGUGUAUUCUGUGAGAAGAAUUUCAUUUCUGCUGCAACGAUGGAGAUGGUGGUAGGAAUGAGGAUGCAGCUGCUAGGGCAGUUGCGAGCUUCGGGAUUUGUUCGAGUCCGAGGUAGCGGUGACAUUCGUGAUCUGAACAACAAUUCUGAUAACUGGGCUGUUGUGAAGGCUGCCCUAUGUGCUGGAAUGUAUCCGAACCUCCUCCGAGUGGAUCGGGAACAUCUCCAACUGAGAGCACUGAAAGAAUUCAAAGUUACAUUCCACCCCUCAUCAACCUUACAUGACUGCCCCAAAUCAGCUCGUACAUCAGUGGCUGCAUCACAUUCAGCAACGGUGGAGGGUCUUCCAUCAGACUGGCUCAUUUAUGAAGAGAUUAGCCGCUCGGGGCGAUUCUGUCAUGCUCGCUGCUGCACUCUGGUCACGCCUAUUACAGUUGCUCUCUUUGCUGGACCAGCACGAAUGCCACUGGAUGCUGUGUCAGAAGCAGAAAGUGAGCAUGUGUUCCGAGGAGAGGGUGGCAUAGAGACUGAGAGUGACAGUGAAGCAGAGGAAAUACCAGAUGGACAAAACACGACUCUUAAACUUGACGAAUGGGUUGUGUUCCGUGUUGAUGCCGAAGCUGCACACUUAGCACUGCAACUCAGACAGAAGUGGCAUUCAUUGUUCUUGCGCCGCAUGAGGGCUCCUGCUAAGCCUUGGUCUCAGGUGGAUGAAGCAGUGAUAAAGACAGUCGUUAAUGUGCUGACUGCAGAGGAGGAAGCAGUGGGUUUACAGCAGCCAUCAGGAAUCGGCCGGCGUCCAUGGCCGUUGAGCGUCAACUAUAAUGUACAUGGAUCCAGGGCAUCCACGGAAGAAGUGGAAACACAAGAGGAGAGCAUCUUGGGCGGUGCUGAAAGCAGAACUGGCUUCAGGCAGCAAAAGAAAUUUGAAUAUGCACCAAAAGUGACCUCUGAUCAUGGUGAACGUUCAGAUACAGGGAGCAUCAGAUCGUUUGGCAGUGGAAACAUGAGUGAAACCCCAUCUCCUACGCCAUCCCACGGAAGUGCUGGGGAUAACACGACAUUGGCUAGCAGCCCCACUGCAGGGGGAGGGCCAGUUACUUCACGCUACUUCAUCAUUAAAGCAGGCAAUUUCAAGACCAUCGAGGCUUCUCUUAGUCGUGGUGUUUGGGCAUUUACUCCCAAUACAGAAAGAAAAAUGAUACGUGUAUUCAAGGAAGGCAAGCGGGUGGUACUGGUGUUCAGUGUGCAAGGCAGUGGACACUUUCAAGGAUAUGCACAUCUGAGUGCAGAUAAGCCAGACUCCACAACAGGUACAGCAGACCAGUGCUUUGAACUGAGUGGUCCUAACCUCAGUCCGCCACUCCCUAUUGAAUGGAUUAAGCGAGCCAACAUCCCCUUUCAGGCAACUCGCCAUUUACUGAAUCCGUACAACGAGAACAAAAGAGUUCAGACAAGUCGUGAUGGACAGGAGAUUGAACCCAGUAUAGGCGAGGCACUAUGUAAUCUAUGGGACAAAAUACCUCCAUUUGUGCCAAAGUCCACUUUCUUUGGUUCACUCAAGACAUCUCAAGAUAUGCCUGAAACUGCAGCACCAUCUAAGAAUAUGGGAUAUUACGGACGCCCAAUCAGGGGGUAUUCGUACUUGGGAUGUGGCCCAGGUUACCAACAUUAUAACAUGAACUAUGGUCACCGUGGCCAACAUCCAAAGUAAACAAGUGUAGUGCUGUGUAUUAAUGAAGAAGGGUGAUGUCCUUGAUUUUGUCAGAACUGUUCACACUGGAAUCUGUGGACUGAAUGUGCUCAUUGUUACAAAUGUAUAAAGUUCUGCUGCUGUGUGUAGUGUGAUACAUAAGUUUCUCUUGGCCUCUGGAGGCAAUACUAGGAAGAUGUGGAUAUUCUUUUGGAAUGUGAUACCACAAGAAGAGAUUGUAAAUUUGUUAUAAGUUGUAUUCUUUUACAUUGUGAUAUCAUAAGAAGGGUGGUAAGACAUCUUAGAAUUAGUCAGAAACAGCAUUUUAUGAGACUAAAUAUCAUAGAAUGAUUGUAACACAUUUUAAAAUGUCUGAAAGUGUCUGGAUUGCAAGAUUAGUGAAUUUAGAGAUGCCAGCUGCUUUAAGUGUAUCCAUAGUCAGAAGUCUUCAGGAUUACAGCUAUGUUCAAUACUUGUUUCUUAGAUUUAAAUAUUGUUACCCAUAUUUAACAUUGUCUUUUUUUGAAACAAAUUUAUAAGUAUUGCUAGUUUAAACUGACUACAUGUCAAACUUAACAUAUUACUGCAUCGGCAGUUUUCACUGGUAUUUAUUCAAUAAGAAUAGCUUUAGUGUAGAAAGGAACAGUGCAGUCGUCACCUUUGAAGAAUGACUAAAUAAAAUGACAUAACAUUUGACUUCUUGCUUAAUUUGUAGAGGUUUUUUCAAGGGUUGGACUGAUACUGAAAAGUGAACCAUGGCUAAAAAAGACUGUUAAUCCUUUGAGACAGGAGUUGAUACAAUAUCCAGUAUAUCUUAUAUUGCUGAUGUGCAAAACACUAAGGAAUCUUACAUUCAAAGGAAAAAUUACUGAUUUCCUUGUUGGUCUUCAAUUUUUGUAUUUUAGAAAAGUGUAGAUAAGAGUUGUGUUCCUUCAUACUGUCACAUGUUAAGAGUGUAAUUAUAGGUGGGGUUCGGAUAGGUAAUUGGAUUUAUCACACACUUUUGCAACUCACUAGUACAAAUAACUAUGACAGUCUUGCUGAGUUAAACACUCCAGAGGUCACUGUAACUACAGUAAACAUAAACUCUUCUCAGUCUUCACAAGCUGUUGCUUGGUAGCGGCUUUCAACAGUAGACAUUCCCCUUCCUCUAGGUUCCUGAACUGUCCCCCGCCUCAGCUACCAGCUUCUCAGUUCUCACAACUGCAGCUCUUAACUAACUUAGUCACAACUGAACUCUUAGUCCUUGUUAUGUAGCCAUGGCAUGGACUGUACAGAUACUCUUCCAUUAUUGUGUUUCUCUUGUUGCAAGGAAAACAGCACAUCCACAGAGCUGUUCCCUAACAAUGGCUGUUGUACUGUCACCUUGUUUACACAGCUGUUACUUGGCAGUGGGUUUACAUAUCAAUACCGUUCUUUUUCUUAUCAGUAGCUCCACACUAGUGGAUUUUCUUGAUAGCAGAUGGCACUGCCCAGUCCAGUCUGAGAUAUUUGAAUUGCAUGUAGGUGUGUUUGUGUUGUCAGUUAUCAGUGUGGCAGAGCCAGUUGAAGCGUAAGCUUAUUUGUUAGUUACAGAAGUAACUGUAUUAAUAUUGAUUGCCAUGCAGUGUAGUAGAGUUAUCAUUCGUUUAUUAUUGAGGUUCAUUUCUCAGAGGUUGGCAUCUCAUAUAAUUUAAUCACAUUUUCUGUCAUUAGUCACAAAUAUAAUUAUGUGAAAAAUGCUAUUAUUUAUUGUAUGAUCAAGUAAAACUACUGUAUAAUUAUUUAAACACUCUGUAAUUUUAACAUCAUUUGUUCAAAGUAAUUUAUACUUCCUCUUCUGUUCUUAUUGCCUACAUGAAGCAUUGUAGGCACAAUUCUACAGUACAUGUCACUUGGUGGGGUUCCUAAGUGUUAGUUUUAUUGCUGUUUGUAAGAAUCCCUGCCAUCGCUCGAUAUGGGUUUUGUUUUCAGUCUGUUCAUUUACUUACAGAGGAAGGUUGUGGUUUCUGUUUCCAUACUUGUAUUAUCCUAAUAAGAAAUGUGCAGAAGUCUGAAUCAGCAGGAACAAAACAGGAAGGGUUCCAUCUUCUGAAAUAUAAUGCUGUGUAGACUGUUGAAAGUCAACCGACAUUUUGGAGAAACAUGUUGCUUCCACCAUCAGGGUUGAAGAAUAAGCCGAGCUGAGCUUGUAACCCAUGUCACAUUGGUUUCUUGCAUUCUUCUACCCUGUUCCUCCAAAAUGUCUGUUGCCUCUCACCCAACUAUAUGGCAUUAUUUCCCACAUGAUAAAACUCUUCAUAACCACUGCUGUGAGCACGUCAUCAAGUCCUAUACAGAACAGAAGAACACUGUGCAGCUGAUUUCAUGGUCUGCAAAUUUCCUUAAGUGUAAUUUGAGUUAUGUGUAGAGUGCUCUUUUUGUGUAGCUGUGUCAUUAAUAAAUAUAAGCCAGUUUUUUUU